Molecule: messenger RNA, 2313 nt
Organism: Nicotiana attenuata
Lineage: Eukaryota; Viridiplantae; Streptophyta; Magnoliopsida; Solanales; Solanaceae
Exons: 4
Coding region: 1-2313 (770 amino acids)
Molecular function (GO): zinc ion binding
Source: RefSeq, a predicted model, not a curated record
AUGCAUAAGAACAAAAGGGGAAAAUAUGAAGGGAAACUAGGAGGGGAUGACCAGUAUUUUGAUAGCUCAGAUCCAGGUAGUGAGUGUAGUGAUGAUGACAGAGAACCUGUUGGCCCUGAUGAAGUAAGGGAUGCUCCAGCUAGGAAUCCAAGUAAGAAGGUGUAUUUUGAUACAACUUCCAAAAAAAUAUUUUUUGAACUGUAUAUGAUCUUUGAGAAUGCUGUACAGUCUAGGGAGGCAUUGCAGACAUAUUCUAUUCAAAAAGGUGUCAACCUUAAGUUGAAACCUAAUGAGAAGGAAAGGGUUAGGGCAAAGUGCACAAAAAAUGGAUGUCCAUGGCAUAUCCUUGGUAGCAUUGAAGGCAGCAGCAGAAACUUUAGGGUGAUUACAUACUACCCUGUCCAUAAAUGCUACAAGAAAACAAGGAACAAGAUGUGUAACCCACCAUGGAUUGCAAAAAAAUUCAAAGACAGAAUAGUUAGUGAGCCUCAAAUUAAACUUCAUCAGAUUCAAGCCUUACUUAGGCAAUCAUAUGGCUUGUAUGUGAGUAAAACUUCCUGUAGAAGAGCAAAAAUGAUUGUUAUGAAGGAGAAUAUGGGUGAUUACAAGAAAGAAUUUGCUAGGCUUCAUGAUUAUGCAGAAAUGCUGAAGUCUACUAAUCCUGGCACUACUGUAGUGAUAAGGACAUCUAAGGAUUCAGUUUCUGGCAAGGAAGUCUUUAUGGGCAUGUAUGUCUGUCUUGAAGCAUUAAAAACUGGAUGGUUAGAAGGGUGCAGAAACAUAAUUGGCUUUGAUGGUGCAUUCCUAAAGGGGACAUGUAAAGGUGAACUGCUUUCCUGCAUUUCCAAGGAUGGAAAUAAUCAAAUGUUCCCUGUGGCUUGGGCAGUAGUUGAAAAGGAAUCAAAGGAUACAUGGUCUUGGUUUAUCAGGUGUCUCAAGCAUGAUCUAAACUUGACAGAAACUGAAGGAGAAGCGCUGACAGGUCUUCAUCUAGCAAUAACUCAGUUAUUGCCAAAUGCUGAAAUGAGAUGGUGUGCUAGACAUAUCUGGGCUAAUUGGAAGCAAACUUGGCCUGGUGAGGAAAGAAGGAAAAAAUUCUGGCAGUGUGCAAGAGCUACAUUUGAGGUUUACUUUAGCAAGAAGUUGGAUGAAAUGGACCAGCUGGGGGAAAAUAUUGUUCAGGACUUACUGAAAUACAACAAGGAAACAUGGUGUAGGGCAUAUUUCAAAGACCAUAGUAAGUGUGAUGUAGUUGAGAACAACAUGUGUGAGACAUUCAAUAGUUGGAUAUUGGCAGCUAGGCACAAGUCUAUCAUUACUAUGUUAGAGGAAAUUAGAAUCAAGUGUAUGGAGAGGAUGAAUAGCAUGAGAGAGUUUUCUGAAAAAUGGGUAGGUGAGAUAUCACCCAUGGCUAUGGAAAUACUUGGAGAGAAUGCUCAAAGGGCAGCCAAAUGUGAAGUCAAAUUUAAUGGUGAAACAAGGUAUGAGAUCCAGGAUGGGCCAUAUAAGCAUGUUGUUGACUUUAGGGCAUAUACCUGUACUUGUAGAUCAUGGCAACUCAAAGGAAUUCCAUGUGCACAUGCAAUUACAGCAAUGCAUUACAAGAACUAUGAGGUUGAGCCAUAUGUUGACCAUUGGUAUAGAAAGGAUACCUACCUUAAGGCAUAUAGCAGAUUCAUUCAACCUUUAACUAGUAUGAAUUUGUGGCCAACAAGCACACUGCCAGCUAUUGAGCCACCUGUUAUAACUGCAAUGCCGGGAAGGCCAAAGAAAAAAAGGACAAAGGCUGCUGAUGAACCAAAGAAGAAGUUUGGGAAGGGUACAAGGAUAGGGAGACAAAUGAGAUGUUCUUUGUGCAAGACUCUAGGACAUAACAAGAAAGGAUGCCCAUCAGCAAAAAACCAAGAGGGAAGGGCUGGAACUAGUUCAGGUAGAGGUGAAACUGCUGAAAGUGGAACUGCAGCAGCUGGAAGUGCAUCAACAAUACCUGCAAGUGCAUCAACAACACCAGCAAUCCUUGAUCCAAGCACACAACAAUCAACUAAUGUUGCAAGAGGUCCAAAAAGGAAGACCAAUGAGCCUAGAAGAGGUGGUGCAAAUGCAGGGUCUAAGAGAACAAAGACAGCAGGAUAUGGUGUGCUAUUUGAUUCAAGUGGCAUUGUUAUACAGAGGUCUGGAACUACUGACAGAGUGGUACACAAUCCUUCUACACUCAUAAGUUCUGCUCCUACCAACAUUGAACUUAGGUUCAAACCACCUGGACUAGAGUGGAAGGGCCGACCAGCAGUUACACAAAGGCAGCUGCAAGAAUAG